AGUAUAAUUUUUGUUUUGGUUUUGUUGUAAACAAUGAAUUGGGGAACCUAAACAUGAUUAAACCCCGGGCCUAAAAUAAUCUUCUUCAUAGGCCCAAACCAGGCCCAUAAUAUUGUGAGGGAAAACAUCAAAGAAAGUAGGGGUUUACGAUCGAGGCGAUGGAACCCUAACUUGCAUGAGAGAAGAUGAAAACAGCGAAAGAGAAAAGAUGUAAAUCUAAGUCGAGGGAUGAGAAACUUAGGCACCGGAAGAAGAAGAAGAAGGUGGAGAUGAAAAAAAGGAAAAGGGCGAGUGCUUCUGUUGCCCCCGAAAAGCCUUCUGUAGAGAAGGAGGAGGAGCCAGAGAUGAAGGAUCGCGGGGAGAUUACGAGUCUUGAUGAUCCAGAGCUUUGGGCAGAAUUUGAAACGGAAGGAAUUGAUCGGAUCCUGAGAGGCGAAAUUAAACCCAAGACCUUGAUCACGACUGGUCCUAUCUACGCUUCUGUAAAAUUCCCUCAGAGGGGACCUCAUAUUGCGGAGGAGUUGGUCUCGGUGUUCCCCAACUCUAAAUACUUUAGGAGGAGGAUUAACUCCCAGUUAACUGAGGUCAUAGAAUUUGCAAUCAGCUAUUUAAAGGAAAUAGAGCCGAAUGAGCCAUAAUAGAUGGCUUUGUUUAGUUCGUAUUCAAUAUAUACUAGUCCUAAAUUUGAUGUGUUUUUGACACGACAAACGUUUUAAGGGCAAAAAUAAAAAAACAACAAGUCAAAUCAUUCUAGUUUAAUUCUGUAAGCUCCUUUCUAGUAAACAAUUUUAAUA
Messenger RNA from Capsella rubella, 794 nucleotides. RefSeq lists its product as uncharacterized. The record is from RefSeq and is a predicted model, not a curated record. The transcript has 3 exons. The coding region runs from base 186 to 638 and encodes 150 amino acids. NCBI's taxonomy places the organism in Eukaryota, Viridiplantae, Streptophyta, Magnoliopsida, Brassicales, Brassicaceae.